AUGAGCGUUUAUGUUGUCAUACCAAGGCCUGUGUUCCAGCAGGAAAGGGGCCGUUGGGGAGAGUACCAAGACUCACGGGACCAUGCCAUGGCUAAGGGUGACAACGACCGCGGACAUCUUAGUCGACUUAAACUAAUAUCACAAUCGGAGCCGUCAUCCGUCCUUGGAGUCCCAUUCUUGUCAACGGUCGAAGAUCAUCGCGAGCGGCCAGAGAAUUCUGUUCUGCAGUUGGUAGCUCUCCGCUCAAGUUUCCGGUGCACAAAAGCGAGAUUCUUCCGGCAACAGGUCAUGCUCUGCGUUCACUUCGGAAUGUCGCGUCACCUUCUGCCAGGGGAGGAGUCGAUGUAUGAGAAUUUGAGCGGAAAGAUAGAAUCGGAGAGUGAGAAGGAGGAGAAGCGAGGCCAGGAGCUGAAUGUGCGGGUGGUCUGA
This is a messenger RNA of Cantharellus anzutake, 429 nucleotides long. RefSeq lists its product as uncharacterized. Bases 1 to 429 code for a protein of 142 amino acids. The transcript has 4 exons. The record is from RefSeq and is a predicted model, not a curated record. Lineage: Eukaryota; Fungi; Basidiomycota; Agaricomycetes; Cantharellales; Hydnaceae.